Anguilla anguilla (European eel) is the source of this 5162-nucleotide messenger RNA. Its product is annotated as poly [ADP-ribose] polymerase tankyrase-2. Gene Ontology annotation, molecular function: protein binding; NAD+ poly-ADP-ribosyltransferase activity. The record is from RefSeq and is a predicted model, not a curated record. Gene Ontology annotation, cellular component: cytoplasm; nucleus. NCBI's taxonomy places the organism in Eukaryota, Metazoa, Chordata, Actinopteri, Anguilliformes, Anguillidae. The coding region runs from base 510 to 4013 and encodes 1167 amino acids. The transcript is spliced from 27 exons.
UCUCAAAACACCGCCUCUCCUCGCUCGCAGAUGGACAAGCUUUGCAGCAAAAUAACCACGUGAUAUGAAACAUAUCACAAUCCAUCACACGGACGCUCAGGUAGGGCCUCAGAUGGCUACUGCUGUUUGUGGCGAAUUUGCAGUCGGUACAUGAUAUACAGUUUUGACAAAUCGUAUAAUGUCGUUUGCAAUCUAUAAAUCUCUAUGCACGUAAUAAGUGCAUAAUUAAAUGUUUUAGAGAUUAGGUCGAAUAAAUAGCUGUAUCUGAUGUGCAGACUGGUUAACAAGCUCUCUAUUUAAGGUGCUAACCAUUUACAUGGGGCCGUGUCGGUAGUUGUAGCCAGUUAGCUAGCCGUGCCAGGUAGGUUGCCCAGACGUCAUCAGAGUAGAAUUUUCGCCAUGGUUUUUAAAGAUCGGAGGUAAAUCUGGAGACAUUAUUUCCUGGGCCAAUUGCCACGGCUCUUGGUGUCCACUUAGCGCUCAAGAUAGAAAAUAGAUUAAGUCCGCUGAUGUCCGCCCGAAGAUGCUCGGGGGUCUCGGGUGUGGGUGGAGGCGCCGUGUCUCCAGGAAUUGAAGUAACCGGGGCAGGGGAGCCGACGAGGGAACUCUUCGAGGCCUGCAGGAACGGCGAUUUGGAGCGAGUGAAGAAGCUGAUCACCCCGGAGAAUGUAAACAGCAGAGACACGGCUGGGAGGAAAUCGACUCCUCUGCAUUUCGCUGCAGGCUUUGGCCGUAGGGAUGUGGUGGACUACCUGCUGCAGAACGGGGCGAACGUGCAUGCCCGGGAUGACGGAGGGCUCAUCUCCCUGCACAACGCCUGUUCAUUCGGCCACGCUGAGGUGGUAAACCUGCUCCUCCACCACGGGGCUGACGCCAACUCCAGGGACAACUGGAACUACACUCCGCUUCACGAAGCUGCCAUCAAGGGCAAGAUCGACGUCUGCAUAGUGCUGCUGCAGCAUGGGGCCGAGCCAACAAUCCGAAACACAGACGGAAGAACCGCUCUGGACCUGGCUGAGCCCGCCACAAAAUCUGUGCUGACGGGUGAAUACAGAAAAGAUGACCUCCUUGAGAGUGCAAGGAGUGGGAAUGAAGAAAAAUUGAUGGCCCUUCUUACGCCCCUAAAUGUUAACUGUCACGCCAGUGAUGGAAGGAAGUCCACCCCGCUGCAUCUGGCCGCCGGCUACAACCGGGUGAAGACGGUGCAGCUGCUGCUGCAGCAUGGAGCCGACGUGCACGCCAAAGACAAAGGUGACCUGGUGCCCCUGCACAACGCCUGCUCCUACGGACAUUACGAAGUGACCGAGUUACUCGUGAAGCAUGGAGCCUGCGUCAACGCCAUGGACCUGUGGCAGUUCACCCCGCUGCACGAGGCCUCCUCCAAGAACCGGGUGGAGGUGUGCUCCCUGUUGCUCAGCUACGGCGCCGACCCCACCUUCCUCAACUGCCACAACAAGAGCGCCAUCGACCUGGCGCCCACCGCGCCGCUGAAGGAGCGCCUGGCAUACGAGUUCAGGGGCCACGCCCUGCUGCAGGCCGCGAGAGAGGCGGACCUCGCGCGCAUGAAGAAGCACCUCUCCCUGGAGACCAUCAGCUUCAGGCACCCGCACACCCACGAGACCGCACUGCACUGCGCGGCCACGUCUCCUUACCCUAAGAGGAAACAAGUGUGCGAGUUACUGCUGAGGAAAGGAGCCAAUGUGAACGAGAAGACCAAAGACUUCUUGACGCCCCUGCACCUGGCUUCCGAGAAGUCCCACAACAACGUCAUCGAAGUGCUGGUGAAGCACGAGGCCAAAGUGAACGCCCUGGACAACCUGGGCCAGACGGCCCUGCACCGGGCGGCCCACUGCGGCCACCUCCAGACCUGCCGGCUCCUCCUGAGCUCGGGCUGCGACCCCCUCAUCACGUCCCUGCAGGGCUUCUCCCCCUCGCAGCUGGGCAACGAGAGCGUCCAGGAGAUCCUGCAGCAGGGAGCGUUCGCCAGGAACUCGGACACCGAUCGGCAGCUGCUGGAGGCCUCGAAAUCUGGAGACUUGGACAUCGUCAAGCGGCUGUGCACGCUCCAGAACGUCAACUGCAGGGAUGUGGAGGGGCGACAGUCCACCCCCCUGCAUUUCGCGGCGGGGUACAACCGCGUGGCGGUGGUGGAGUUCCUGCUUCAGCACGGCGCGGACGUCCACGCUAAGGACAAAGGCGGCCUGGUCCCCUUGCACAACGCCUGCUCCUACGGUCACUACGAGGUGGCGGAGCUGCUGGUCAUUCACGGCGCCGUGGUCAACGUGGCGGACCUGUGGAAGUUCACCCCCCUGCACGAGGCCGCCGCCAAGGGGAAAUACGAGAUCUGCAAACUGCUGCUGCAGCACGGCGCCGACCCGACCAAAAAGAACCGGGACGGGAACACCCCGCUGGACCUGGUGAAGGACGGGGACACGGACAUCCAGGACCUGCUGAGGGGCGACGCGGCGCUGCUGGACGCCGCCAAAAAGGGCUGCCUGGCCCGCGUCAAGAAGCUGUGCCGGCCCGACAACGUCAACUGCAGGGACACGCAGGGCCGUCACUCCACCCCGCUGCACCUGGCAGCCGGCUAUAACAACCUGGAGGUGGCGGAGUACCUGCUGCAGCACGGAGCGGAGGUCAACUCGCAGGACAAGGGGGGCCUCAUCCCCCUGCACAACGCCGCCUCGUACGGGCAUGUGGACGUGGCGGCUUUGCUCAUCAAGUACGACGCAUGCGUGAACGCCACCGAUAAGUGGGCGUUCACCCCGCUGCACGAGGCCGCCCAGAAGGGAAGGACCCAGCUGUGCGCCCUUCUGCUGGCGCACGGGGCCGACCCCACCCUCCGAAACCAGGAGGGCCAGUCGCCGCUGGACCUAGUGACGGCCGACGACGUCCGCGCCUUGCUGACCGCGGCCAUGCCCCCCUCCGCGCUGCCCUCCUGCUACAAGCCGCAGGUCAUCAGCGUCUCCGCCUCCACGGGCGUGGCCCCCUCCGCCCUUUCGGCCGGCCCCGCCCCCCUGCCCUCCUCCAGCGCCAUCGACAGCCAGGCGGGGGGCUUUCCGGAGCUCCUCCCCCUCCUCGCACCGUCUGGGGCCGAGGGGCCAGUCGACAAGAAAGAAGAGGUUCCAGGGGUUGACUUGAGUAUCAGUCAGUUCCUCCACAACCUGGGCCUGGAGCACCUUUUAGAGAUCUUUGAACGAGAGCAAAUCACCCUGGACGUGCUGGUGGAGAUGGGACACAAAGAGCUGAAGGAGAUCGGCAUCAACGCCUACGGGCACCGGCACAAAAUCAUCAAGGGGGUGGAAAGGCUGAUCGCGGGACCGCAAAGUCUGAACCCUUACCUAACUCUGAACACCGCUAACAGUGGAACCAUUCUGAUCGACCUGGCCACAGACGACAAGGAGUUCCAGUCCGUGGAAGAAGAGAUGCAGAGCACCAUCCGAGAGCACAGAGAUGGCGGCCAUGCGGGGGGUGUUUUUAACAGAUACAACAUUUUAAAGAUACAGAAAGUGUGCAAUAAGAAGAUGUGGGAAAGAUAUACUCAUCGCAGGAAGGAAGUAUCUGAAGAGAAUCAUAAUCAUUCCAACGAGCGAAUGCUGUUCCAUGGUUCUCCGUUCGUGAACGCCAUCAUCCACAAGGGUUUCGACGAGAGGCACGCGUACAUAGGAGGCAUGUUCGGAGCCGGGAUCUACUUCGCGGAGAACUCCUCGAAGAGCAAUCAGUACGUCUACGGGAUAGGAGGGGGCACGGGGUGCCCCCUGCACAAAGACCGCUCCUGCUACGUCUGCCAGAGGCACCUGCUGUUUUGCCGCGUGACCCUCGGAAAGUCCUUCCUCCAGUUCAGCGCCAUGAAGAUGGCCCACUCCCCGCCCGGGCACCACUCCGUCACUGGCAGGCCCAGCGUCAACGGACUGGCCCUGGCGGAGUACGUCAUCUACAGAGGAGAACAGGCCUAUCCAGAAUAUUUGAUAACGUAUCAAAUAAUUCGACCUGAGGGGGCUGCAGAUGGAUAAAUUCAGAGGUCAAAGGUCAGCAAUCAGCUCUGGACCAACCCUGUUCAGUUUGUCACAUGAGCAUUAUGAGAUGGAACCACGGCUGUAGUUAUUGCAUGUGGAGAUAUUUAUACAGUGUAUAAAGUUUCUCUUUUCAAUCAUUUUUUUUUUUUUUUUAACUGUUUAUGAUUCCUUCCCCUUUCCAAUUUGGCUGUAUAUGGAACUGCGUGAUUUAAUGAUUUUGUGAUUUUUAUUUAUUGUUUAUUUUGUUGGCUUGUUCUAAUGUCCAUAUUUGGAAAAGAGUGUUGUUUGCACCGUAUUUGACUUCUAAUUCUGUAAUGGGAAAGCUGGUGGAGAGCAAAGCACAGCUAAGAUUUGAAUUAUUUAUUUUAUGAAGCUGUUGUGUAUAUAUAUUUUUUGUACUAGCAUGUUAAUUUAUUUGCCUUUGUAUUAUAAGAAUAAUACAUCUUAAUGUUAACUGAACAGAGUAAUUUCUCCUCUGAAUCAGCAGUUGAAAAGAAUGAAUCCCUUUUCAGCAAUUGCUGAGAUGAAAUAGCCAGCUGUGCUGUGUUUGGUGCAGGGUCUCUCUGUGUUUGUAACCGUGGUAUUUUCAUUCAUAAUUAGAUGAGGAGUGGAGAGAGAAAACAGACAGCACUCUGUUGAAUGUCUUAUCAGUCUGUUACGGUAACCAAGGUGAUCUUAUCUGCAGAAAUUUGCUUGGUGAAUAAGCAUUGUAAAUGUUUCAGAACACAGGAAAAAAAGUUAAAAAGAAAUGCCUCAGACAUUUUUUUCAGAUUGACCCAUGAAAAAAAUUUGUUUUAAGUUAACAAGCUUGGAAAUUGAUUUUUUUAUAUACAGUACACUCAUUUGAAGGUUGAGUUGUCUGCAGUGCAAAUAAUGUAGCUAACUGGUAUGUGACUGACUUUUGUUAUGGAAGAUAUUGUUGGAUGCACUGUUUUGAGUUUGUCAGAAAUAACGUGAACUUGACUAUGGUAUCAUUGCAGAAUGUUUCUGAAGCACUUGUUCUUUGUGCAUGGUAUUCCUGUCAUGUUCAAUCUUGUGAUGUCAUAUAUGGAAAGUAUCUGUUUAACACUACUUCAGUAUCGUGGUAAAUUUAUGGGAAAUUCUCUUCAACCCCUGUGGCAACCAAAUAAAAGAAAUAAUAUAUUA